Trichomycterus rosablanca is the source of this 2688-nucleotide messenger RNA. It is a transcript of the gene stn1, whose product is annotated as STN1 subunit of CST complex. Bases 142 to 1272 code for a protein of 376 amino acids. Gene Ontology annotation, cellular component: CST complex. Gene Ontology annotation, biological process: telomere capping. The transcript has 10 exons. Gene Ontology annotation, molecular function: single-stranded telomeric DNA binding. The record is from RefSeq and is a predicted model, not a curated record. Lineage: Eukaryota; Metazoa; Chordata; Actinopteri; Siluriformes; Trichomycteridae.
CUAGAAUGUGGUUUGGACGUACCCGAGUGAACGUUGUUUACUGCUGCGAAGGCUGUAAAAAAGAUAAAUGUUAAAACAACUUAACAAUGGAAGAAUCGGUGGUUAUGUGUUAGCAAGGUAUUAAUGCAGGACUGACUGCAGAUGGAUACCACAAAAUCUCACAAUCAAAACAGUGCUGAAGAUGAACUCCCAUCUCUGUUGUGGGGGUUAGACCCGGUGUUUUCGGCCUACGCCAGGCUUUAUAUUAAAGACAUACUACAGAUGAGAGAAUCCAGACAAGUUCCAGGAAUCUACUUCUAUAAGACUCAUCCACUGUUCCAGGUUGACAUGUUGGGCACUGUUGUAUACAGACGGGAAAGAGAAGACUUUUACUGCUAUGGAGUGGAUGAUAGUACUGGAGUCAUCAACUGCCUAUGCUGGAAAGAUAAGAAAUGGCGAGACCAUGGAGACGCUGUGAAGGCUACAGGUAGAGCUGCUGGUGGAGGCUUUAAUGUGGAGGACCAGUUAAGGAAGCUCCAGGAGGAACAGAGAAGCAGUUCACUGCUGGAGAUCGGAGAUCUGCUCCGAGUACGUGGUUACCUCAAAACCUCCCGUGACCAGAGGGAGAUCAUGGCCUCCUCUUUUUAUAAAGUGAACGAUCCUGUUAUGGAAGUGCAGAUCUCCCGCAUGUUGGAGAUGCCUCAGCUGUAUAAGGACUGCUACAAUAAACCCUUUCACGUGCCUUCCAGUGAGCUCAAUGCAGGCAAUACAGAUACUGGCGGACCCUCAAAUUUUCAGUCAUUGCUAGGUCAGUCUGUUCACAUCCUAAAGGAGUUCCUGAAAGAGAAGGAGGUUUCCAGGUUUCGACCUUAUGAUGUGGAGUACCUCUUACAUCCACUCAUCCAACGGUCUGUCCCAGACACAUCAGUGCACGAGGAGUCAAAUUCUGCAGGGCCAGCAAUUUCUACACAGAUCAGAAACCUUCUCAAAGAAACCUUGAAGCUUCUGCAAGGCGAGGGGGAGAUAUUCCGAAAAGUCCUGUCCCAGGAUGAGGUUUACAACGUAACUGAACAGGAUAAAAAUCUGCUUGCUGCAAUAUGUGAUGUAUUAAGAGAAGACUGCAAAAAAGAGAAAUAUGCUGAGAAAGGUUGCCAUGUUCUGCACAUUUUAUCCAGCGUAAGGCAGCGUUACAGCCAAAACCUAAGCAAAGAAGCACUGGAGGUUGCACUCAAGUUCUUAGAAUGUAACAGUGACAUUAUCAGCACUAUGGACUCCCAUUACACUGUUUUAUAAUAAUGUGUUUAUGUAAAAUUCUCUCUCAUGCACACACUGAUCUGGAAACCUCCAUCAUGUCUAAGCAAUAAACAGUCCAAUUUAGGUUUUAUGGAACUGUAUGGUUAAAGUCUGGAAGAUCUGUACAUUUUGGACAGCUGUUAGAAACCUUUACUCGAGCAUGUAUGCUAUUGACAGAUGGUCAUCUAUUUUGUCUUCCAUUUUUGUUUGCCUGAGGUUCAACAGGAACCAAUUAUGUGUAAUUUUAGUGACUGUCCUAAUUGGGGCGUAAGGCAGGUAAUCAUGUUUAAUUAUCAUACAAUCCAGUUUAAUCUGUGCCUUUUAAACAACCACACCCAACGUGAUAACGUGCCUAAAACCAAACAUAAAGCCAUUUAUGACACACUUUCAAACAUCAGUAUGAGAACUGUUUGUCAAGAGCUUUGGAACAAACCUACAACUAGCCUUAAAUGUAUUUUGCUAUCCGUCCACUAAUUUCAUUUUGUUUAUUUAUAAUCAUGGGAAAUAUAUUAAAAUAAAAGUAAUUUAUUUCACGAUAAAAAUUGUAUUUGCAACGCAUGGCCACAAGGCGGCGUGAUCAGCAAAUCAGUUUCAAGUUCUUGAGAACAUCUGUAUCCAUGCAGUUUUCUAAUGCUGCCAUUCUAUUGGCAGCAAUUUAAUCCAUACUGUAUGUUAAAAACGAUUCAGCUUGGGUUUAGUAACUUUGUUUACAUUAUAAUUAGAUUAAUAAAUGAUCUUGUACAAAUAUAUAAUUAUAAUUUAUUAUAAUAUUAAUCAUCAUAUUCUGUCUUAUCAGAUUUUAAGAUAUGCACAUCCAAAUGUAUUAUAAUUUUUAAACUUUAUUGUAUCAAAUAGAACACAAACCCACUCAUAUCCCAUAUACAUACAUAUUUAUAUACACCGAUCAGCCAUAACAUUAAAACCAUCCCCUGGUUUCUACACACACUGUUCAUUUUAUCAGCUCCACUUACCAUAUAUGUUCCUGUGGGGGUCCUGGCCAUUGAAGAACAGGGUGAAAGCAGGCCAAAAAGGUAUAUAGAGAAAUAAAUGGACUACAGUCAGUAAUUGUAGAACUACAAAGUGCUUCUAUAUGGUAAGUGGAGCUAAUAAAAUAUACAAUAUGUGUAGAAACAAGGAGGUGGUUUAAAUGUUAUGGCUGAUCAGUGUAUAUACAUACCAUUCAUUAGGUAAAACAUUUGUAAUGAAUGGAAUCAUUUUAACACGUUUUCACCGAGAUUGUGUGGAUACUAUUCAAGCACCACCAUUUCCAGGUUUGCUUCUGUUUGGCCCUUGAGCACGGCCCUCAACCCUCAAUUGCUUUGUUACAAUUGUAAGUCGCUUUGGAUAAAGCGUCUGCUAAGUGCUGUAAAUGUUUGUUUAUUUUGAGCAAUUUGAAUAAAAACUAAAAAUGAAGAA